This is a messenger RNA of Hibiscus syriacus, 2065 nucleotides long. RefSeq names its product rust resistance kinase Lr10-like. The coding region runs from base 500 to 1678 and encodes 392 amino acids. Lineage: Eukaryota; Viridiplantae; Streptophyta; Magnoliopsida; Malvales; Malvaceae. Gene Ontology annotation, molecular function: protein kinase activity; ATP binding. The record is from RefSeq and is a predicted model, not a curated record. The transcript is spliced from 3 exons. Gene Ontology annotation, biological process: protein phosphorylation.
AAUAAUGCGGUCGGGGUUCAGAUUCAUGUACGCCUCCUCUCUCAGCCGCCAUGCUCAAUCCCACAAUAACCUUGUCAUGUUUAAUCUUCACCUUGCAUCUCCUGCCAAUUCAAUCCCAGACCACGAACUGCACCCCUUUCCAAUGUGGCCGGAUAACCUUCCCCUUCCCCUUCUCCGAUCAAAGCACUUUCGGCAAAACCUCCAUCGACUGCGGCUUCCCCGGCUACCAAAUCACAUGUGCCGAUCCCGACUCUCCCCGAGCAGACUCAGUCCCCAAGCUCAUGCUCUCCGGCCAAUUAUAUCAAGUCAAAGAUAUCUUCCUCAACGCCUCCGAUCAAGGCAGCGGCAAUCUCAUCACCUUGGUCAAUGACGAUCUCAUCCGGGACUUGAACGGCGGUUCAUGCCAGUCUUUACGCAACCUCACGAUCCCGGUCUCCGCUUUCCCUUCUAAUCACUCUCUCGGUCUCCCUCUGUGGACUACCAACUUAACGUUCUUCAAAUGCCCGUCCCCCCCCUCGCCGCGCCGCCUGCUCGGGAUUUUCUGGACCGGAUCGCGUUCAACUACACCUGCGACGGAGACGGCGAGCAGUACCGGUUUUAUCUAUGGAGAAAUGAUAGUAGAAGUCAAAGGGGUGAAACAGUACGAAGCUUAAACAAUUUCACAACUCCGAGCGGUUGCGAUCUGGUUAUGGUGCCGGUAUCCUACGCCGAUGCAAAUAAUGUUACUGCUGGUGACGGUGUUAUAGAGCUGAGUCAGCUCACUAAAGCGUUGGCUGCCGGAUUUUCAUUGCAAUGGAAUAGUUCGGAGCAUUGCCAGAAUUGCAAUAGGAGAAAUGAGCAGUGUGGAUUUGUCGACGGCGCAAGCGUCGUUUGCCUUUGCGACGGUGGCUGCAUCACCUCCACCAAGCCAAGAUUGUCACAAUUGCAUAAGAUUCUUAUAGGUGUUGCCUGCGGAAUCUUGUCAAUUAUUGUAAUUGCAGCCCUACUCGUUUAUAAGAACAGAGCAUCACUGAUAUGUUUGAAGAUUCAAGCCACUUCAGACGGAACAAAUGCCAAAGAAUUCAUUAAAACUUAUCGAUCAAAUCUGUUGAGCAACUAUUCCUACCACGACAUCAGGAAGAUCACCAAUGGAUUCAAGGAUAAACUCGGUGCAGGCGGAUACAGCGACGUCUACAGAGGAAAAUUAUUCGACGGUCGCGUCGUCGCCGUAAAGUUGUUGAAGUCCAGCGACAUUAUUAGAGACGAUUUCGUUAUGGAAGUUGCCACCAUUGGUAGGAUACACCAUUUUAAUGUUAUUAAUUUGUUCGGUUUCUGUUGGGAUGGAUCGAAACGAGCUCUCGUCUAUGAGUACAUGCCUAACGGGUCGUUAGCGGAUUUACUCUCGAAAGAGGAAGUAAAAAAUUCACUCGGAGUUGAGAAGCUUAUGGAAAUCGCGAUUGGCGUUGCGGAAGGGAUUGAGUACUUGCACAAUGGUUGCGAGUCGAGGAUCUUGCAUCUUGACAUAAAGCCUCAAAAUGUUUUACUCGAUCAGAGUUUGAACCCCAAAAUUUCGGAUUUCGGAUUAGCCAAAGUAUACUCUCGAGACCGUAGCGAUGUCACAAUGACGACCGCGAGAGGGACUAUUGGCUACAUUGCUCCCGAGAUAUUCAUGAAAAAAUGUUGGAAAUCCUUCUCAUAAAUCUGAUGUUUAUAGCUACGGGAUGCUGCUCCUGGAUAUGGUAGCCGGGAAGCGGGGGUUCGAACAAAUAACCAGCUGCGCUACGGGUUCUUCCGGCGAUGAAGCUUACUUCCCCGAAUGGAUAUACGAGAAGCUCGUGGAAGAGAAGGAUAUUGUGGCAGAAGCUGAUUUAAUAGCAAGGAAGAUGACAAUGGUGGGAUUAUGGUGCAUCCAAAUAAAUCAGAAAGAUAGACCCUCGAUGAAACGAGUCGUCGGAAUGUUGAACGGACGAACGGAAGACAUCGAGAUGCCUCGUAAGCCCUUAUUUAUGUUCUCUCUUCCUCGCCAACAAAUUUUUGAGAGCCAAAUCAAUUCAUUAGGCAGUGAUUCCAGUGUCAUAGCUUUGGC